Messenger RNA from Maniola jurtina (meadow brown), 2175 nucleotides. Its product is annotated as sorting nexin-7-like. The coding region runs from base 131 to 1669 and encodes 512 amino acids. The transcript has 10 exons. The record is from RefSeq and is a predicted model, not a curated record. NCBI's taxonomy places the organism in Eukaryota, Metazoa, Arthropoda, Insecta, Lepidoptera, Nymphalidae. Gene Ontology annotation, molecular function: phosphatidylinositol binding.
UUGUCAUUUUAGGUGUGUCAAAAUUUUAAAGGAAAAAAAUGGAAUUUUAUUAAUUUCAUGUAUUUAAAUUAAAAUUAGUGUAGUAACUUGGUGUUUAUUCACGUAAACCAGGUAAAAUUGUUGUAGAAUCAUGGCCAGCGAGAGCAGUUCUGCGGUGCUGGAGCUGAACGAUGCAGAUGCGACGGACACGGAGGCCCCCAGCGUGAUAGACGAUGCCCACGAUGCCACCCCUCUUAUCAUGGAGCACGGAUAUGAUAUUGCUGUUAAGGUGGACGCGCCAAUGAAGCAGCUUUCAACACUAGAGACGUUUGUAACAUAUCGGGUCAGGUGCGUGUGUGCGCGUUGGAGCACCCCGCCGUACGUGCGGCGCCGGUAUAACCACUUCAAAUUGCUACAUAAACGCUUGUCUGCGGCUCACCCGCUGGUGGCGGCGCCGCCCCUGCCUCCGCUCCACUCCGCGAGGCAACAACUCGACAGAUACUCCCCCGUCUUCGUCGCUGUGAGGUGUUUGGCCUUACACGCGUUCCUUGAGCGCGUGGCCAAGCAUCCGAUCCUGACCCACAGUGAGGACUUCAGGUUGUUCCUCACUACACCUGACGAUGACCUGGACAAGGUGUUCAAGAGUGAGAACAGUGCAUUAAAUCUAUGGGGCUUAAGUACUGCUUUGUACGGAGGAGGAGAAUCCAAACCUGCCAACGGAGCCAGAGUGAAAGACCCAGAGUUCAGUUCGGCAGCGGACUACCUACAGUCCCUGCAGCAGAAAUUGACCACCCUCUGUGUGUUGACCAGCAAACUUUACAAGGGGUCCGUGUCACUAAGCACUGAGCUCAUGGGCAUGCGUCGUGUGUGCGACGCGUGGGCGGUGCAGGCGGGGGGACGCUGUGGGGCUGCGGUCGCGGGCUGCGGGGUCGGGGCCUCCGCCGCGGCGACCCCCCGCGCCAGGGCUCCGCUCAAGUACCGCGCCACACUGCCACUGCUCGCGGCGUACGCGGGCGCUCAUCUGGACAAGAUACGCAACAGAGACGCACUGCAUGCGGCCUAUGUAGCGGGAAACAAUGCCACAGACGAAGUACACAAUAGAUUAGAACAAGCCUCCGAAGCCCUACGUUCAGAACUAUCGGACUGGAUUCCAAAAACCAGAACGGAAAUCCGUUCCUUACUAUUGGAAUUAGCGGACAGACAAGUGACGAUCCACACCCAAGCCCUAAUGGGCUGGGAACAUGCCCUUAAGUUAUCCACAGAAGACAUCUCCGAGAUGUUCAAAACAGUAUCAAAAUCGGCCGUGCAAAAUCUAUCACCCACCAAAUGUAGAAACCUUAUGACGCCCGAAACAGAAAGGGAUAUAGAUGAUAUUGAUAUAGAGAACUAUAGUAACGACUCGGAUAUACAGGAUGUUUCGCAUUUGGACAUUUCCAAUAUACAGGAUGAUUUCAAAAGUGAAGUCGGUGAAAAAAGUGAUUUGAACUAUGACAAAAGUGUCAAAAGUGAUCUAAACUAUGAUAAAAGUGAUUUGAACUGUGUGAAAAGUGAUUUGAAUGGUGACAAAAGUGAUUUGAAAAGUGUGGAAAGUGACCAGGGGGUGUCAAAUGGUGAGAAGUUGGAUUUGAAGGAAGAGAGUCCGAAGUUCUCGGAUCCGUUGAAGGAUUUUUCGGAAGUGGAUUUGUCAUGAUUCUGUGAUUCUAUUUUUUGUAAUAUAAUGAAGGAUUUUUGAGUUUUCUUUUACCUGUUAUUGUUUUUUUGAUUACGAUUCUACCACUUGUAAGUUAUGUUGAUUUACCUGCGCAGAAAACUUAGUUUUGACGCGAAAAUAUCUCAGCCAAUCAUAGCGCGCGUCCGUCCGCUAUUGGUUGUCGCCUACGCGCCAUGUUUUGUACGCGCGAAUUAUGAGCGAGAUAGCACGAGUCUCUGUUGUUUUUGUGUUUAAAACCUUAACGUCAAGCAAUAAGGUCUGUAUUUCAUUGGUGUAUGUUCGGUUUUGGGACUUAAAGUGGUAGGUAGUAUUGUAGUUCAAUAUGAAUUCUAACAAGUUACAUCAUUGUUUCAUUUCUUGUCAACAAAGAGAUCUAUAGUCUGUACACUAACAUGGUGUCGGUACACGCGCAGGCGCUCUUAUUAUACUGCUUUUAUUUAAUUAUUUUUUACUGUGUUUGUUAAAUAAAAUAUUUUUUCUAUUCU